Molecule: messenger RNA, 1173 nt
Organism: Trachymyrmex cornetzi
Lineage: Eukaryota; Metazoa; Arthropoda; Insecta; Hymenoptera; Formicidae
Product: putative nuclease HARBI1
Exons: 4
Coding region: 1-1173 (390 amino acids)
Source: RefSeq, a predicted model, not a curated record
AUGGACGAAAAUAACCGUAUUGUCGUAACACCACAACAGGUUGCAAUUUUGCGUGGAAUCGCAAUAACUUUGAUGGAGAUUAUUAAUUUUACCUCAUCAUCAGAAAGUGAAGAAGAAGAUGUAUUGGAACAUAUUAUGAACGUGCAGGAAAGAAAAAAAAAGCUGUUAAGAUUGGAAAACUAUGUAGAGAACAUUGUACCUGCCUAUAGUGAUCAACAAUUCAAAUCACAUUUUAGAAUAUCUAGAGAUACAUUCGAAUAUGUACUUACCAUUAUCGCUCCAAAAUUGAAAAGAAUAUAUACUGGACGACCAAUGAUUUCUCCUGAGAAGCAAUUUCUUAUUGCGAUAUGGCGCAUGGCAACUCCUGAUUCUUAUAGAUCCAUAUGUGAAAAGUUUGACGUCAGUCGAGCUACUGCUCUUGGUGCUACACGAAGAGUUGUAAAAGCUUUAUAUGAUUUGGCACCAGCUGUCAUCAAAUGGCCAUCAGGCAACAAUGUCAAUGAAGUUUCAGCUGGAUUUGAAGCUAAUAGUGGUUUUCCGAAAGUUAUUGGCGCAGUAGACGGUACUCACAUAAAUAUUCCAGCUCCUCGUGUUCAACCAGCAUCAUAUGUAAAUUGUAAAGGACACCAUUCUGUCCAACUGCAGGUAGUAUGUAAUCAUAAAACACAGUUUAUUCAUUGCUUCGCGGGACAUCCAGGGUCUGUGCACGACCAGCGAGUAUUUCGAUUAUCGGAAUUGCAAGAGUGGUUAGGGAAUCCUGAAAAAUUUCCUGACGAUUGUCACAUUCUCGGAGAUGCUGCAUAUAAACUACACCAAAAUGUCAUUGUUCCCUAUCGUGACAAUGGACAUCUCACUCUAAGACAAAAAAAUUUCAACUUCUGCCAUUCUUCUGCCAGAAUAGAGAUUGAAAGGGCUAUUGGGUUAUUGAAGACAAGAUUUCGUAGUUUAAGAACUCUUCUUGCAAUGGAUAGAAGUGAUUUAAUUCCAAUGUUUAUAGUCGCAUGUUGUGUAAUGCAUAAUGUUUGCCUAUUAAGAGGAGAUAACAUCGAACUUGAAGCAAUUAAUGAGGAAGAAGAUAAUAAUUAUUUUUAUCAAGAUGCUGCGCCACAAGAACGAGCAAAUGUUGCUAAAAGAGAUUUAAUUUGUGAGAGACUUCCUAUGCGAUAUGUUUAA